Messenger RNA from Archocentrus centrarchus (flier cichlid), 1209 nucleotides. It is a transcript of the gene cltrn, whose product is annotated as collectrin, amino acid transport regulator. The transcript has 6 exons. Bases 160 to 807 code for a protein of 215 amino acids. Gene Ontology annotation, cellular component: plasma membrane; extracellular exosome. The record is from RefSeq and is a predicted model, not a curated record. Gene Ontology annotation, biological process: positive regulation of amino acid transport. NCBI's taxonomy places the organism in Eukaryota, Metazoa, Chordata, Actinopteri, Cichliformes, Cichlidae.
AGAGGAUAGAUUAGUUCAGGUGUGUCCUGGCUUAACCAUUAAACCCCAGUGUUAUCCAGUUUUGAUCCUUCUGCUGACCUCCUUGGAUCAGUGAAUGCUGGGACCUUUGUCUGAGCUGUUACAGCAUUUUAUUAUUCGGUUUCUUGUUUUGGGGGGAAAAUGUUGGGAAAGUUGUCCUUGUUCCUGCUCAGUUUGUCAUUUUCUGUGGCGGAAGAGCUCUGUAAACCAGGUGCUGCAGAAGGCUACAAAGUUCGACUCAGCAUCAAAACUGCACUGGGAGAUCAAGCUUAUCCCUGGACCCAAAAUGAAAUGUUCCUCUUCCGAGCGACUCUGGCUUUUGUCAUGAGGAAUCACACUGGAGGAGAAUUUGGAGUGUCAGACAUCCAUGUGUGUGGUGAGACGGCCAGAGUGUCCUUCUGGUUUGUGGCGACGUGGCCGAACACCACAGACCUUGUUGAUCAAGGAGUCGUGGAGAGUGCAGUGAGAAAGAUGAGGAAUCGCAUCAACGGUGCCUUUCUGCUAACUGAUCAAACUUUGGAGUUCGAUGGCGUCCUUCCCACCCUGGCAGCGCCGGUCCCUCCUGACACCCCUCCAUGGCUCAUUGUGUUUGGGGUGGUCAUGGGUGCAGUUAGUGCUGGCAUCAUUAUCCUGCUUAUGUAUCCUCUGGUCCAUAAGAAAUGGAAGAAGAACAAGAAAACAGAUGACGGGGAAAACGAGGAAGAGACACGGGUCAAAACAACUGAAAAUGGUGCUGAUGGUAUUUAUAACAUGUCAUUCUCAGAUGAUGAGCGAUUCACAAAGAUGUAAAAUCCUCCUAUAAAAACUGCUCUUGUGCAACAGUAAGAUGGGAAAAAUAUCCUUUUGCUGCUCUGUGUGGAUUUUUUUGCUCUACAGUGAUUUGUGUUAAAGUUUCUAAUUUAAUUCAUUUCAGUUUCGAUGAUUUUGUGUUGACAAGCUAAUUUGUGGAGCCUUUCAAUAUAGUAAUCACAUGCUGCCUUAAAUGUUUUACAUUGUUUAAUGCCAUUUUACAGACAAAUGUAUUUUUUGUCCCUCGACCAAAGUGCUGAAGGAUGAUGAAUCAAAGAUAUUUUGCUCACUAUACUAAGCCUUUCCAAGUAAGAAAAUGGUUUUAUGACCUCCCUUAGUAAGCCUAGGAGGCCUGGUUUUAUGGUGGUCUCUGAAGGAAUUUAAUAAAACACUCUUAAAACA